Messenger RNA from Gasterosteus aculeatus aculeatus (three-spined stickleback), 4177 nucleotides. It is a transcript of the gene sardh, whose product is annotated as sarcosine dehydrogenase. The record is from RefSeq and is a predicted model, not a curated record. NCBI's taxonomy places the organism in Eukaryota, Metazoa, Chordata, Actinopteri, Perciformes, Gasterosteidae. Gene Ontology annotation, cellular component: mitochondrion. Gene Ontology annotation, molecular function: protein binding.
GACACGCGGCUGGUCUCCGUGUGUUUUCUGGGACCAUCGUUGAAAGAGGAACCGAGCGGGCCAUGGCGUUCCUUGGGCGUGCAGUCCGGCGUGUGGCGUCGGCAGUGCGGCCUCCUCUCUCUCCGUUGUGCCGGACGACCGCCCGGUCCUACAGCUCGGAGCCCACUAAGGAAAAGAGUGUUCCCUACGAGAAGACGCUCCAACAAAAGGAUGACGCCUCCUCUGGACCCACUAAACCGCUACCCAGAUCAGCGGAUGUAGUGGUGAUCGGCGGAGGCAGUCUGGGCUGUCAGACCAUCUACCACCUGGCUAAGAUGGGGAUGACCAACGUAGUUCUGCUGGAGAGAGACCGACUGACUGCUGGCACCACCUGGCACACUGCAGGCCUUCUGUGGCAGCUCCGUCCCAGUGAUGUUGAGGUAGAGCUCUUGGCCCACACCAGGAACGUGAUCAGCAAAGACCUGGAGGAGGAGACGGGUCUCCACACAGGCUGGAUCCAGAACGGAGGACUCUUCAUCGCCUCCAACAAGCAGAGGCUGGACGAGUACAAGCGCCUCAUGUCGCUGGGUAAAGUCUACGGUAUAGAGUCCCAUGUCCUGUCCCCCGCGGAGACCAAGGACCUUUAUCCUCUGAUGAACGUUGAUGAUCUGUACGGAACCCUGUAUGUACCAAAAGACGGCACCAUGGACCCAGCCGGCACCUGCACCACCCUGACCAGAGCUGCCGCUGCCAGGGGGGCCAAGGUGAUUGAGAACUGCCCCGUGACCGGUAUCCAAGUGCGGGCAGAUGACUUUGGUGUGAGGAGGGUGAAGGCAGUGGAGACCGCUCACGGGACCAUUGAGACGCCCUGCGUGGUGAACUGUGCAGGUGUCUGGGCUACCAAGCUGGGGCAAAUGGCUGGUGUCAAGGUGCCUCUUGUUGCGAUGCAUCAUGCCUAUGUGGUGACAGAGAGGAUUGAAGGCAUACAGAACAUGCCAAACGUCAGGGACCAUGAUGCAUCAGUGUACCUGCGCCUCCAAGGUGAUGCCCUGUCUGUUGGGGGUUAUGAAAACAACCCCGUCUUCUGGGACGAGGUGUCGGAUGACUUUGCCUUCAGCCUGUUUGACCUCGACUGGGACGUAUUCACGCAACACAUCGAGGGCGCCGUCAACAGAGUUCCUGGUCUGGAGCAGACUGGCAUCAAGUCCACUGUCUGUGGACCAGAAUCCUUUACGGCGGAUCACAAGCCGCUGAUGGGAGAGGCGCCAGAGGUCAGAGGCUUCUUCCUGGGCUGCGGCUUCAACAGCGCCGGCAUGAUGCUGGGAGGCGGUUGUGGCAGAGAGCUGGCUCACUGGAUCAUACAUGGCCGCCCUGAGAAGGAUAUGUAUGGUUACGACAUCAGGCGUUUCCAUAACUCGCUGACCGACAACGCGAGCUGGAUCAGAGAGAGGAGCCACGAGUCGUACGCGAAAAACUACUCGGUGGUCUUUCCCUUUGAUGAGCCGCUGGCCAGCCGAAACAUGAGGAAGGACCCUUUUCAUCAGGUGCUGACGCAGCAGGGCUGCGUGUUCCAGGAGAGACACGGCUGGGAACGACCUGGCUGGUUCAACAAAGACGGGGCCGCUCCUCUUAAAGAUUACGAUUACUAUGGGGCUUAUGACAUUAAGAAGAAUGUGAACUACAAGUACAACGAAUUGCUGGGAAAAGAGUACACGUUUGACUUCCCUCCACACCAUGACGUGAUUAAGAGCGAGUGCCUCUCAUGUCGACACGGUGUGGCCGUGUUUGACAUGUCCUACUUUGGGAAGUUCUAUCUUACCGGACCAGAUGCCAAGAAGGCGGCUGAUUGGCUGUUCACAGCUGAUGUCAACAAGAAGCCAGGCUCCACUGUGUACACCUGCAUGCUGAAUAAGAAAGGAGGGACGGAGGCUGACCUGACGGUGAGCAGACUGGAGGCCGGAGCUGCCAACCUGCCGCUGGCACCGCAGUCCGACGGUGACGCGUACUACCUGGCCAUCGGGGGCGGUGUGGCAGAACACAACUGGAACCACAUCAGAACAACUCUUCAGGACCAAGGCUUCCACUGCCAGCUGACGGACCACUCCGAGGACAUGGGGAUGAUCAGCAUCCAGGGACCCAAGAGCCGAGAGGUGCUGCAAGAGGUGUUGGACACGGACCUGAGCAAUGAAGAUUUCCCCUUCUCCACACACAAGGUUGUCAGCGCAGCAGGGCACCAGGUGCGAGCUAUGCGUCUGUCGUUUGUCGGAGAGCUCGGCUGGGAGCUGCACAUUCCCAAAGGCUCCUGCCUCGCCGUCUACCACGCCGUCAUGGCUGCCGGCGCCAAGCACGGCAUCAUCAACUCGGGCUACAGGGCCAUCGACUCACUCAGCAUAGAGAAAGGGUACCGACAUUGGCACGCCGACCUCCGUCCGGAUGACACUCCCUUGGAGUCGGGGCUGGGCUUCACCUGCAAACUGAAGAGCUCCGUGCCGUUCCAGGGCCGUGAGCGGCUGGAGAGGCAGAAGCAGGAGGGGCUGAGGAGGCGCAUCGUGUGCUUCACCAUUGAUGAGAAAGUACCAAUGUUCGGUCUGGAGGCCAUUUUCCGAAACGGCACUCCUGUUGGUCACCUGCGGCGUUCCGACUACGGCUUCUUUGUCGACAAAACGAUCGGAUACGGAUACAUCCGCAACCCUGAUGGAGGAGUGGUGAGCGCCGAUUUCAUAAAGAAGGGGGAGUUUACACUGGAGAGGAUGGGAGUGACGUACAAGGCCAAAGCCCACCUCAAAUCUCCAUUUGACCCCGAGAAUAAACGCAUCAAGGGCAUCUAUGCGUGAGAGGCACCACGCACGCGAAAACUGAAGAGGACACCAUGCGUUCAGAGCACGAGCCUGACAGACGCUGUGGUAUUUGGAGCUGAUUUAGUCUUAACGUGCUGGACUGGAAGAUUUUGUCUGUCAUUUAAUAUAAAAGUUGGCCUGAGAAGAGACUGUCUAAAAUCUGUAACUCAAUAUAAAGGGUGCUUAUUUGAUUCUAGUAUGAAUGAUGUGUUGUUAUCAUUACUAUAAUUUUUCACCCGUGUUUGUGAAAGAGCUCCAGGAUCCCUUUUUUUUGGGCUGCAGGAUAAUUGUAGAUCAUCGUUGUAAUCAUGUUCUCGUUGUGCACUAUAUUGUAUUAUGAUGCAGUGCUUUAAUACUUCGUCUUAAAUCCAACCUAUGAGGCCGUACAUAAUCAUAUUAAGGAUACAGCUAUGCUUCAGCGUUAUACUACCUUUUUAAAGCAGUUUGAUUUAAAAAAACAAAAAAAAACUGUGACUAUUUAUCAUGUCCUGAUAAUAAGGAGUGUUAAUCAGAGUUGGAGGGAAAUGGAGAAGAAAAGCACCCUGAGGCAUCGAGUUCCAGCCGGGAACAAAACACUGCUGGGGAAAGAAAGGGGUUUUUAGUAAGAAGCUGUUACAGAUGGAACCUUCUUGUUCCCCGUUGCGCUCUGCGGCAUCAAACGUCUGCUGCAGUCCGUUCUAGUUUUUCCCUUUUUUAACAGAUGCAAGCGUAUUCGUUAAGACUGGUCUGCCAAUUCAGGCAUUCUUAAGAGCUCACAUUUCUUGUCGUUUUUGCGGUUAGAUUACACCAACCGGUGUCUCCCAGCUGGUUGAAUACUGGGGCUUGUUCAGGGCGGGUGGAGGUUGGAUGGGUCAAACAAACAUCGGACUUUAAACUAUUCAUAUAUUUGCUGGCCAGGUACGUUCGGCCCAAUAGAACCCAAAGUUCAUCACUGUGAACAGCAGCCAAGAAAAGGUCUGUGUUGAAGGAGGCGUUUGUAUGUAGGGCUGCUAUUACUCGCUGUGUUUACUAAUGUGGAAUGAUUCAUGGAUUCGGCCCAGAAGGCCAUUAAUCACUGCAGUGGUCGCUCUCUGUAGUGUCUUCGGUUAAUAAGAAAAUGUCGUUGGUAAAUGUGAAACUGACUAAUAAAACAUGACUUCGGGUCCUCUUACACAGUAUGUAUUUAGUUUACAGAAUGUGUUUCAUGGUGUGAUAUGAAUAUUGCUGAAAUCGUUCUUAUGGAAAGCAGUCAGUUUAUCCAUAAAUGUGAAAUGUCUUAAGUAAAUUAUUUGACCAGUGCAAAUAACAAAAAAGACCAUUAUAAUAGUAAAUGUAGUGUCAUGCCUGAUUAUUAUGCAUAUAAAUGAAUUUGUGUUAUUCUG